GUAGAGGAGCAGCCUUCUUAUGAGAUCAACCUCUACAUGUACAUAUACUUUGUCAUCUUCAUCAUCUUUGGCUCUUUCUUCACACUGAACCUCUUUAUUGGUGUCAUCAUCGACAAUUUCAACCAACAGAAGAAAAAGUUUGGAGACAAAGACAUCUUCAUGACUGAAGAGCAAAAAAAGUACUACGAUGCCAUGAAGAAACUUGGUUCCAAGAAGCCACAGAAGCCAAUUCCGCGUCCAACGAACCUAAUCCAGGGAAUGGUGUUUGACUUCAUCAGUCAGCAGUUCUUUGACAUCUUCAUCAUGGUGCUCAUCUGCCUCAACAUGGUGACCAUGAUGGUGGAGACGGACAACCAGAGCCCGGAGAAGGAGGACUUCCUCUUUAAAGUAAACGUGGCUUUCAUUGUCGUCUUCACCGGAGAGUGCGUGUUGAAGCUCUUUGCCCUGCGACAAUAUUUCUUCACCAACGGGUGGAACGUUUUUGACUUUGUCGUGGUCAUCUUGUCCAUAGCUGGUACAAUGCUCUCAGACCUGAUCGAGAAGUACUUUGUGUCACCGACUCUGUUCAGAGUGAUCAGACUGGCCAGAAUAGGCAGGAUUCUGCGUCUUAUUAAAGGAGCAAAGGGCAUUCGGACGCUUCUCUUCGCUCUGAUGAUGUCACUUCCUGCCCUGUUCAACAUCGGCCUUCUGCUCUUCCUCAUUAUGUUCAUCUUCUCCAUAUUUGGCAUGUCAAACUUUGCCUACGUCAAAAAGGAGGCCGGAAUUGAUGAUAUAUUUAAUUUCGAGACGUUUGGUGGCAGCAUUAUUUGCCUGUUUGAGAUCACAACGUCAGCAGGCUGGGAUGGGCUUUUACUCCCGAUGCUUAACAAGGAGUAUCCAGACUGCGAUCCGGACUUCGAGAACCCGGGCACGGAUGUAAAGGGGAACUGCGGCAGCCCGGGCAUCAGCAUGAUAUUCUUCUGCGGCUACAUCAUCAUCUCAUUCUUGGUGGUGGUCAACAUGUACAUCGCCAUCAUCUUGGAGAACUUCAAUGUGGCGCAGGAGGAGAGCAGCGAUGCGCUCUGUGAGGACGACUUUGAGAUGUUCAACGAGACGUGGGAGAAGUUUGACGUCGAUGGAACCAUGUUCAUCGAGUACAGCCGGCUCUCAGAUUUCUGUGAUGCCUUGCAGCCGCCACUCAGGGUUGCCAAACCCAACAAGCUCCGUCUGAUUGAAAUGGAUCUGCCCCUCGUCAUUGGGGACCGGAUUCACUGCCUGGAUGUGUUG
Plectropomus leopardus (leopard coralgrouper) is the source of this 1266-nucleotide messenger RNA. Lineage: Eukaryota; Metazoa; Chordata; Actinopteri; Perciformes; Serranidae. The record is from RefSeq and is a predicted model, not a curated record.